AAGUCCCUAUUUGGUCUGCCCUCCUCUGCUGUCGCUACCUUGCAGUUUAUGACAUCUAGAUAGUGGGAGGUCUGACAAACUGAGCAAGGCAGCGAGCAAGAAAUUCCAUUCCUGUCGAAAUCAGUAAUUCCUUUGUGCCGGCUGCUCUUUCUAGAGUGUGUGCUCUCUUUUGUGUCACUUUGAGAAGGGCUCCGAUAUUAUUAUUAUUUUAAAUAUAGCUUGCCCUGGGGCGGGGGAAACGCACAAGGAAAGAGCCGGCAAGCUGCCUAUCUCUCAGAAGAAAAGCGCAAGACUCACAGCACAGGAACUGGCUUCACUCAAGUGUGCAGUUUAGAAGUCAAAAAAAAAAAAAAAACACUAUUCCAAAUAUCACCAUUUUGGAGGCGACUGAAGAAAAAGGACAUAAAACUGGCUAAAUGCAGUGAAGGAUAUGGUAAAUCAGGGUACAAAGUGAACCUAAUUGCAGUUUGAGUGUGGGCUCUGAAGUACAAUGUAAGUCUUCCUUAAAUUGUAUUUUUUAUCGUAGUACUUAGUUGUUUAAUUUCCAUUUCAAAGCCAUGCUGGGCCAAAAGGUACAAUUAGCUAUAAAAAUGAACAUGGAGCAUAAUAAGUAAUCUCUGAUAUGAGGCUGAAAAUGAUACUGAAAUACAACAGAAGUCAGAGACUAUCAGCCAUAUUAUGGAAGAUGAACUAUAAAUAAAAGCAUAUCUAAUUAUUUUGAGAGAAAGAUGCUGGAUGGAAUCUUUAAUCAACUUUCUUAAUAGAGAAGCGAGAGCGCUGCUGUUUUGUAUGGCAAGCUAUUUUAAUACUGCUGUGUUUAAAAUUGUGUGAUUACAGUUACCAAUAGCAAUAAGAUGUAGCUCCAGAGGGGAGUCCUAGUGGUUGCAAAAGUUUUUUCUCUUUUAUUUCUCCAACAUUUUUGCUCUCUGAAGCCUCAAGUCCACAUUCUCUGUCCUACCCUUUGGUUUUGCUCUUCAGCUGGAUUUUCAAUGUGUGCUAACACCGGACUUCCCAGGGAACCGAAAACAAAACAUUCCAUCAUUCGGAGUAAUUCUGGUAUGGUUUUUUACAGCACAUUAGUGGCAAAAAUACAGUCGACGAAAGAUUGUGUUCCAUCAACUUCUGGCAUGGACAGCUGAGGAAUAUAAAGCCUGAUGGUGACAAAGGGUGAUAAUCUCCUAUUUUUCACUAUUUAUCUCACCAGUUUCAGACUUAGCAAUGGAUAUUUUUUGUGAUGAGCAGAGCUCUGUGAACCCAACUGCAAACUCCUUAAUACAACUAAAUGUUAAUGGACCUGCAGAGAUUAAUAUUUCACAUCUCUUUAACUUGACUGGGGACUCUGCAAACCUGACUAAUCUUUCAUGUGAAGCUAGAAUGAGUCCACCGUGCUACUCUCCCCUGUUUCAGCUUUCGGAGAAAAACUGGCCAGCUUUGCUGACAGUGAUAGUGAUUGUUUUAACCAUUGCUGGAAAUAUUCUUGUCAUCAUGGCUGUGUCACUGGAGAAAAAGCUACAGAAUGCCACUAACUAUUUUCUAAUGUCACUUGCAAUAGCUGAUAUCCUGCUGGGUUUCCUUGUCAUGCCUGUGUCAAUGUUAACCAUACUGUACGGAUAUAAAUGGCCUCUACCUACUAAGCUCUGUGCUGUUUGGAUCUACUUGGACGUACUUUUCUCCACUGCGUCCAUUAUGCAUCUCUGUGCCAUCUCACUGGAUCGCUAUAUUGCCAUUCGAAACCCCAUCCAUCACAGCCGCUUUAACUCAAGAACCAAGGCUUUUGCAAAAAUAAUUGCUGUUUGGACCAUAUCAGUUGGUAUCUCCAUGCCUGUACCUGUCUUUGGUCUACAAGAUGAUUCCAAAGUGUUUAAGAAAGAGAGCUGCUUUCUUGCAGAUGAGAAUUUUGUUCUAAUAGGCUCUUUUGUGGCAUUCUUCAUCCCCCUAACCAUCAUGGUGGUCACCUAUUUUUUAACUAUCAAGUCUCUGCAGAAAGAAGCUACCUUAUGUGUGAAUGACCUUGGCCCAAAGACGAAGUUUGCUUCAUUUAGUUUCCUCCCUCAGAGCUCCCUGUCUUCAGAGAAACUCUUUCAGCGGUCUUUGAACAGAGACGUGGGGACUUCUGGGAGGAGAACAAUGCAAUCCAUCAGCAACGAGCAGAAGGCUUCCAAGGUUCUUGGCAUUGUCUUCUUUCUGUUUGUUGUGAUGUGGUGCCCAUUUUUCAUCACCAAUGUGACGGUCGUAAUUUGCAAGGAGUCAUGCAAUGAAGAAGUCGUUGGAGGACUACUUAAUGUAUUUGUUUGGAUUGGCUACCUUUCUUCGGCUGUCAACCCACUUGUAUACACACUGUUCAAUAAAACCUACCGCUCAGCUUUCUCUCGUUACAUUCAGUGUCGCUACAAGGAAGAGAAGAAACCUUUCCAGUUGAUUCUGGUGAACACUAUCCCAGCACUUGCAUAUAAUUCCAGCCAGCUCCAGCUUGCACGAAUAAACAGUUUGAAAAAAGAGGCAAAAAUGAUGGCUAAGGAUUAUUCGAUGGUUACAAUAGGAAUACGUCACUUAGAUGGUACCUCAAAGGGAAGUAUCAGUCCAGUGAACGAAAAGGUUAGCUGUGUGUGACUCUGCUAGCCUGUUGGCAGCUGCCAUGACAACCAGAGUGUGUACGCUGAAAAUUUCACCUUGCUGUGAAAGGCUCUGAUAGCUUAGGAAAAUUAGCCCUGUUCAAGAGACCCUCCAAUGAUGUCAUAUACGCCUCAUAUCAUCCUGUUGAUGAAAAGCAGGGUUGAAAUGGUAUCAAAUGUGCAAUUUUUUUCAUACAGUACUUUGGCUGUUUUAAGCACAGGCUUUAUUAAAGUUAUUUUUUUAAUAUUCUAAAGGAUAUAUUUCUUAAAGAAAAAAAUGCAAUUUCUGGUAUUAUAACACGGGCUGUGAAGAAAUCUAUGUUUUUCUUUUCUUUUUGCAAAUGAAGGCUAAGCCGUUCUUUGGUUGCCUCGCAGAUUAGGUUGCAACUAGUGUGUCUUGCUAUAUGGAAUUUUAUUUUCAAUUACCAAAUGAGCACUUUACAGAAUUUUAAAUAAAAUGAUGGUUUAUUUACUAAUAUAUAUUUAAAAUAAUUUUUGAAACAUUAAAGAAGAAUCUAUUAAAACCUGUAUAGAUGAGUUAUAUAGAAAUUUUGGUAACAAGGUUUUUAUGGCUAUAUUUUCUUCUGAAUGACCGUUCUGAAAUGUUACUGGGCUUUUCUGCCAUUUGUUCUGUAGUUCAGAUUAGCAGUCUUGAAAAGUAAAUUAUACUUGAAUGCUCCCUUGAUUCUACCGCCACUCUUAAUUUCAUGUCUUGUACUUUAUUUCCAUUCUACAAGUUUCAUCUGUUCUAUUUAAAACUUGAAAAUAAUUUUUUCAGGAGUAAUUAUUGGGCUUAAUUCCCUGCUCCUUCAUACUGCUGUUGAUAGAGAAGUGAGAGAAGAGCAUGGAGUAUCAGGUACGACACUGCUAAAUAAUUUUAGGAAGCAUUCCAUAUCCAUUCCUCUGGUCAGUUCCAACAGUCUGAUUUAAGUAAUGCCAGUGGAAGUUUUGCAUGACUAAAACCUUUAGUAAAAGAUUUCAACAGAUUCUCCCUCACCAUUUCUCUUUGGUUAAAAAGGCAAUUACGCUUUUGGUUUUGUUUUACUGGUUGUAGAGUCAGAGUUAUCAGAAAACUGUUACUUGCACAAAAUUGUUUUCCUCAGUUUUGCUGUUAUGGUAGAUUGCUCAGGAAUGGUAGGUUGCUUGCACUAUUAGGACUCAGCCUUAAUGAAAUACAUAUGGGCAAAUGAGGCCUAUCUGAAAAUAGCAGACUUAUAAACAGAACAGUAUUUCACCUGCAUAGCUCCAAGGGCAGAAUACAUCGUGUAAACAACAUCAAUUACUUUGUUUGACAGAAAUGCCUGGUCAUGAAACUGUUUCCUGUAGGGCAUCAUAGACAAUUUGACUGCAGCCAGCGGGACUCUGCUGUAGAGCAGAAACCUAAAUGUUGCAUCCACCUGCAGAACUUCCGAUUCUUUACAUGGAUUUUUGCAACCAUAGUCAGGAGAAGUACGAUGGACUUCAGUUUCAGGUCCUGUCCACUCUGAAAAAAGCACUACUUUAUCUAGAAGCCAAAGUCGAAUGUCUUCAUCAUUUCGUAAGUCCUUCUCUUAAAGUUCUUCCAAUUUUCAUAAAAAAUUAAAUAUCCUCUAAGGCAAAGAAAGAGACAGACAGACAGAAUCUGAUCCUAUUCUAUGCACUGGGGUGUUUGUUUGGAAGAGGGAGACCGUUAGUUUAAAAUAUUGAAUCCUGCAGUAGAGGAGGACUUUGAACCUGGGUGGUUAUUUUGCUGAUUUCCAAGCAACCGCUUUUAUUGUUCUGUUGCCAGCUGCCAGCGUGAUAACCAAAUCUGCUGGUUUUACAAGCAGUAACUCCCAGCAUGGGCUGGGUCAGAGCUGCUUGGCACAGGUCACUAAGGGGUGCUGUGUACACCCAGUGACAAGGACCCCCCCACAGCCCUCAGCCUCACUAUGUGUGUGCAGGUGAAAGUGAUGUGCUGUGCCCUGCUGGAGCAACGGCACGUGUGUCAUCCAUCAGUACAUGGCCGCUAAUGGCUCUCCAAAAAAACAAGAGCAACCCACAGAAAUGGAGGUUUUGUUUGUUUUAUGAAAGAAGACUGGAAUGAUAGGACCCCUGCAAGUGGUCUAAGCACUGUGCUCAAGCUGAGUUUGUUUAUAUGCUCUCUCUGGCCUUGGGAACAUUCAGUCAUCACAUCUAAACUGAAGCCGCUUCAGCAGAAGGAUAACUGAACUCAGUACCCUCCUCUCCCUGCGCGCCCCACCCCAGGGUAGUACAGUAAGAGGGUACAAGUCCUCACCUCCACACAGGCAGAGGAAGGAUGGCAGCUGGAAUCUGCUAAGCACGGCUGAGCAUGUGGACCACUGGAGUAGUAGGUAGACAUAGUGACUUUCCUCUCUCUCCUGCUGAGUUUGAUGUAGAGUCUAAACCAGCAGGUUUGCACUAAGGGCAGGAUCCAGUUUGUAUCACCCAGAGCAGCCAGGUAAGUGCAGGCACCGAUGGAGCACAAGAGCUCAAGGGCAUUAAAUGCAGUGGGGUUUCAGAUACCUCCUGGUGUUCAGAUGCCUCCACCCAGCAGAUGGGAAAAUGGUUUUGAGGAUUCACCCUUGGGUUUGGGUGCCUUGGGAAAGAGGUAGGCAGUAAUAAAACCUAAGCUCUUUUGUGGGUAGAGGUCUGAGGCUCAGGAUUUGGCACCAAACCAAACUGCUUUCAUACGAUGAAUACUGACAUAGGAUUGAAGGACUCUAGUGGAAAGGAAACACAGGAGCUUCCACCAUCGCAUGGAAUUGCCACAUUUCAUAAAAUUUGCGCCCACAUUGACGUGAGCAUUUCCCAUAUGAGAGAAAGAGGCAGAGAAAGCAGUGAUUCCUGGACCCACCAUCAGUUUGUGCUAGGCAGCAGAGCUGGCCUGCAUACCAAAAGAUUUAGAUGGGUGUCCUGCACUUCUCUGAAGCUCAAUUCUUCCAGAAACUCCCAAGGCUCUAGUUGCUGUCCUGCACAGUCUCCUUCACCAGGUUGUGCUCAACAAGCUGUUACUAAGCAUUUAAUGUUGACUGCUUAUGCUCUCUGCUUACUGUCUGCAUCUCACCCACAUGGCACAGCAGAUCAGCCCCUCUGUUUCUCAUUCAUUUCACCUUCUGUUUCUCUUUCGUAAUGUCAAAUUGCUCACGUUGCAAAUACUGACGGGGAAUGUUUCACUACAAACAAAAAGGGGUUCAAUUAAUUGCUUGAUGUUUCUUUAAAAAAUGACUCUGAACAUUAAAUUAUUUCCAGCUUAUUAAAAUAAAGCCUAUGUUUUGGGCCCAAAUGACUUGACAGCAUUUCUUUAAUUGACAGCUGGAGGUAAUGUGACACUUAUUUUCUUGGUUAACAGCAGGGAUGCCUGACUUUUUAAUACUGUGAGCACUCAGAUAGGUGGUUUUAAUGAAUGAUCAGCAGCUUUUGCCUGAGAAGCCUCUCUAAACCAAGAUUAAAAAAAUGCACAGCAGAUAAGGACCAAUUUCUCCAGCUCUCUAUGAACAUCUUUGACUGUUUUGUGAGGCCUGAUUCUGCCAUCUUGCACCAAUACGUUAAUAGAUUUUUGUGUGGUUUGCCUUAGUGAGGAUGACAGAGUCAGUGUCUGAAUUUCUAAUACUCACCAUUCUGGAUCUGGAAGGUUGAUAAUCAGUAGAUAGCAAUUAAGAGUCAUCAUAUUGCGGAUGGAUGUCAAAGACCAGCAGUUUUAAGACCAGAAUUUUAUAGCACUGGACCUACACUUGGAAUGACCACUUGAACUCCAGAACACUACAGUGUAAUAUGACCGGCUUCAGAGCAACAAUUCCAUCUUGCAAAAAAAAUGUGUUUUCAAUAUGCAUCAGACUGGAACAGAAACUUCUGAAAUUUUCCAGAAAAAAAAAAGACAUUCACUACCGAAUAGCUCUGAGGUUAGAGUCUUCCCCUACGAUACAGGAGAAGUAUUCUCCUUGUCUGAUGAGUCAGUCUGUCACCUCCGCAUCCAAAAAAACUUGCUUUGACUGAAAAAUGUUUUAAUCAACAAAUUUUCAAGUAGAUUUACAUUUUAUUAUUGUUUAAACUGCAUCUGAAAACUGUCCAAAGACAUGAAGCUCACCAUUUAUCUCCUAAGCUGGUGUGCACACUUUAUAUAUUUCAGGGUAAAAAAUCCUCUGUAUCUAUCUCAUUCAGCCAGUCAUGCACUGUACUUAUGUAAUAUUAUUGCCAAAUGGUGAAAUGCAUUCUAUUUUGAAUACAUACGUUUGCUUAUGUAAAUACAUAGAGAAAAAUGUUUGCUGUAUUUUGUAAAUGUUAAUGUAAAAUGGUGUUCUAAUGCUUUCUUGUUUUGUCAGAUCCCACUGCUAGUAAAGCAGAUUAAAAUAUUCAAAUGAGAUCAGCUGUUUGAUAAACUGGAAGUUUGUCUUAA
This is a messenger RNA of Dromaius novaehollandiae (emu), 6987 nucleotides long. RefSeq names its product 5-hydroxytryptamine receptor 2A (gene HTR2A). Gene Ontology annotation, cellular component: plasma membrane; dendrite. Gene Ontology annotation, molecular function: neurotransmitter receptor activity; G protein-coupled serotonin receptor activity. The record is from RefSeq and is a predicted model, not a curated record. Gene Ontology annotation, biological process: chemical synaptic transmission; phospholipase C-activating G protein-coupled receptor signaling pathway; release of sequestered calcium ion into cytosol. NCBI's taxonomy places the organism in Eukaryota, Metazoa, Chordata, Aves, Casuariiformes, Dromaiidae. Bases 1219 to 2610 code for a protein of 463 amino acids. The transcript is spliced from 3 exons.